GUUUAUGGUCAAUAUGCUCAAUGCAUAUUCAUCGAAGAUCUAUUAUAUCCUUGUCUAACCAAAUGUAUUUUUCAGGGGAUCUACUUAUAAUUGAACAAGCGUAUAUAAAUGAUUGAUUUGUAUUGAAAUUAUAAUCUUGAUUUACUUAUCAACAAAGAUGGAUAGUUGUUAACAGUGAGAUUGAGAAUUUGCAUUUCGUUCUAUUUAGGAUUCGUCAGCUGGAUGUAAAUGCAUCUCAGAGUUGAUGUUCACUCUAUGAUUCCAAUAUAAACACGGAGAUUCAGGCACAUCUAACUGACGUGUCCUAAAUAGGAUGAAACGUGCGUCAAACUGGAUUCCAUUGCUAGCCACCACCAUCCAUCUUUGCUUAAGAAGCUUGUGACUUAAGGCUAUAUCGAGGCAAUUCUCACAGGAUGCACAUAUACCAACAAGAGACUGAUCAAUUGUAGUCCUAAAGAACAAUGAGAAGUUUCAAGUAAACCAUAUGUGCCUAUUCCAACGUUGUAGCUGACUGACUGACUGAUACUACUGAAUUAUAUAUUGAUUCAAUAUUUAUUAUUAUUAACUAUGAUUAUUUAAUUCAGAAUCUUAAUACUAUCUAGGUUACCAAAUGAAAGAUCCUGAGUAUGUACGUUAUAAUUAUGAACAUAAAACAUUGUAAGUUAUUCGUCUUUUAUAUGUGACUAAAUACAUUUCAUCUAUUCAGUAGUAAAUAAAGAUAAGAUUACUUUAUGGUUUACAUAAGAUUCAUUAACCAUAGGGGUUCGUUUACUCUCAAUUCUGGACAUGUCAAAUUCAUCAUUUCAUUUGACAGUAAAAUGGUUGAUGAAACUAUUAGAACCAUUACACCAAGAAUUGAUUAAGCAUAGCGUUAAAGGUGUAUUUAAAUUUGUGAAUACAAUAAAAAGAUAUGAAUAUGAAUGACAAAAUCAUGUUAUCAUUAGACAUAACAUCUUUGUUCACUAAGCUAUACGGUUAUGUAGAGCUGAAGGUCUCAUAUGAGACUGGAGGUUCUCCAUUGAUAUUGUGGAUGGUUCGGCAUUGCUUUAGCAAGUUUUGCUGAUUGUUCAUGGGAUCGUGAUCGAGCACCGCUGACUAAUCCAAUGGUUAUCUAACUUAGACUAGUUCGUGAUCCCGAUGAAAUAUAACAGAUCUAGAGUGCGAACGCCUGACCUCUAGACCACUGAGUCGUCAUCCAUUGGUGAGGUAGAUAUCUGUCUCUACCCGAUACAGAUUAGCUCCACUUGUCACGGCUUCUCACCAGAACUCCGAGAAUUCCCUCACGAAGCUAGUCACUAGCGAACACAUGGUAAUUGUCAGUUUAGGGGUUGUGGAGAUUGUUAAGUUUUUGAUUGAGAUCAUGAACCGAUUGAUGUUAGACCACCAUUGAAGAUCUGGAAGCACUGGACAGACGUUUCGUCCUAAUGUAGGACUCAUUGGCAAUGUGCAACCAUGAUCCCACUCGUGGGAUUCGAACCCAUGGCUUUCAGUCUCGCGCGUGAACGCUUAAACUCUAGACCACUGACUUGGUAGUCAUCCAAUGGUGUUAAUGUCUAGCCUCAACCAAUCCACGAAAUCGAGUCACAAUUGUCCCACAAUAAGACGAAACGACCGUCCAGUGCUUCCAGUUUUAUGCAUAACGAUCUUUUAUUGUAGACAAGAACACAAAUGUGUGCUAUAGAAACUAAUUAUCAUUUUAUAGAUGUCAACUAUCUAUUUAUUCCAUUCUAUUAGUUCACGUAAAUUGAAAAUAAUGGACAGUCAAGUUGUUGAAAUACGUCAAGUUCCAUGGACUGCCACACCAGCUACAAUCGCUCAUUAUUUCACCGGUCUGAAUGUUCUUCCUGGUGGAGUAGCCAUUCGAUUGACAGAUGGACGACGCAGUAACACUGCUAUUGUUGCUUUCAAUGAUUCGAAGAAUGCUCAACUUGCAUUAGCAAGAAAUCAACAUCAUUUGUGUAGUUCGUUGAUGACAGAGAUUGCAAAUAAUACAUUGGAUGUGCAUAUUAUGUCGUCAUCCUCAUCAAACAAUCAUGUUACAGACAACAGUAAUCCCACCAAUCAAAUCUGUGUUAAUAGUCGUAGUGAGUGUUCGACUGAUGGUAUUCAACAGAUUAUAAGUGGUUCAAUGAAACCGAUGUACUUGCAAAUCCAUCCAGCUUCAGGGAAGGAAUUUGUUCAGUGUGCUGGAUGUGAUCAAGAAUCUGUUAUAACGUUUUUGAAUCAAUUAACAAAUGGUGAACAAGUUGUAGUACGUGUACGUGGUCUACCAUAUACAACAUGUAAAAAACAAAUUAUUGAAUUUUUCAAUAUUGUUCAAGCACCAAUUAUGUUAAAUGAACAAGGAAUUUAUUUAGUGACUUAUCCAGAUCAACGACCAACUGGUGAUGCAUUUAUUCUAUUUUCUAAUGAUACUAUAGCAACUAAAGCAUUAACACGUCAUAAAGAUUAUUUAGGUGAUAGAUAUGUUGAAUUAUUUAAAGCAUCACCAUCUGAAAUGGUUCAGGUUUGUCAUAAUGUAACACUAUUUCAAUGCUCAUCAUCUGGACAGAAAACAUAUUCAGCCUUAUCGAACAUCCAAUCUAAUGGAAUUAUAGGUGUACCACUAAUAAAUGGAGGAACACAAAUCAACUGUUCUAAUCUAGUCAAUUUUGUAAACAAUAAUAAUAGUAACAGUAGUAAUAACAAGGAAGGUUAUUUAAGCCCAGCUCUUACACAUUUGAAAUCGGCUAUCAGUACUGGAGCCCUAUCAAAUGUACAAAAUCUAUGGAAUUCUGGCACAAUCCCUUUGGGUUUAUCACAUAACUUAUUAACGUCAAAUGGAACAGGAUUGGAUUCAUCUGGCUUAAACGAGAAUUUAUUAUUAAAUAAUACAUUAGGAGGUAUAUCAUCAUCCAUACCAAUGAUCUCACCAAACAAUUCUUCAGUGAAUCUUAAUGUUUUACCAAAUAUACCUAUUACAAAUCCACUCAUACGUGACCUAACUGAUCCAACAGAUCCUGACUGUCCAUUUGCAAGACCAAUGCCAAUUGGUGGUGCAUGUGCUAUGGUUCAGUUGAAUGAAUUGCCCAUGGAAACAUCCAGGCAUGAUAUUCGAUUGUAUUUGGGUCCAGCUAAUUUUGCAAAGGUUUAUCGUAUGAGAAGGAUGGAAACUAUUUCAAACACCACCACCAACACUAACAACAAUAAUCAUACAUCAUCAUGGUUAUUAUCAUUAAAGAAUAUAACUGAAGCUAUUCAAUUUAUUCAUGAUUUAAUUAGUAGACCAUUUACUAUUACUACAUUAUAUAGAAAUAAUCAACAAUUUAAAGUAUUAUCCAAUAUUCCAACAUUUGCAUUAUAUAAUAUUGAUAAUAAUGGUAAAUUAUCAAUUAUUGAUUUAUCAAAUAUAACAUAUAAUAUACCAAUACAUAGAAUCCAUAUGACAUCAUUAUUAAAAUGGAAUAGAUCAAGUCAUUCCAAUUACAAUUGGUCAAGAUCAACAAUAAAAUAUCCGAUUAAAACAAAAAUGAAUGAUCAACAUAUAUUCAAUGCAAUCACUUCACCAAUUCAAUUAUCAGAUACAAAUUUACCUAUUAAAUAUACAUCUUCAUUCAUAAAAAAUUACAAUAUAGAUAAUUAUAUUCAUUCAAUCUCUAGUCUUAAUCUUUCGCCAACAAUAGUUACCAACCAUGAUUAUGAAAGUUUAUUGAUUCCUUCAUCCAAUUUCAUAUCAUCUAACAAUGUAGAUCAUUCAAAUGUUUUAUUAGAUUAUAAAACUUUAUCUCAUUUAAAUACUCAAUCAAGAUAUAAUUUACCAAAUCUUACAGCAUCAAUGGUUAUGUUAACAGGUUUACCAAUUGAUGUAACACAAGAAGAACUUGAAUCAUUAUUUAAACCUGUUAAAAAUCUAUUGACGGCUCAACCAUACUUUAUACCAUUUCAAUAUCAUACAAAUGGAACAGCGAAUUUUUUAGCAAAUUUUAAUAAUCCAUUCGAUGCUCAAACUGCAGUAUAUUAUUGUCCAAAUGGUAGUUUAAGAUCAAAUAAAUAUAUAAUAGGUGCAGCUUGUUUAAUACCAUCAACUAAUACAAACAAUCUCAAUUGCAUAACUUCAUCAUCAUUAUCAUCAUUGUCAUUAUUAUCAUCACCAUUAGUGCCUAUUCAUACAACUAAUAUACUAAACUCUAAUCAUUUAAUAAACACUUCAAAUUUAUUAAAUUAUGAUUUUAUCAAUUCAGGGAUUUCUUUUUUACCAUCAACAACUUCAACAAUUCAACAUAAUAGAUUACAAUGAAAUACAAAAGAGAGAUUCUCUUGUUGCUUAUACCCUACGUUUUACAUUACAAACUACUUUUGUUCUUAUAUAUAUAUAUAUAUAUAUAUAUAUAUAUAUAUAUAUAUAUUCCCCUGUCUUCCUAUCAAUUGAAUAUUUUGCCUUAAUUUGUUAAUGAACAAAUCAUUUGUACACACACACACCACACACACACACACACACACUUUUCCCCAAUUUGUGUAUAGUUGAAAGUUAUACUGGGGAUAAUUUGUUACAAUUCAGUUAUUUUUCUAAUCACUUUGUUUGUUUGUUUGUUUUCUCUUUCUUCAUAUUUAUGUAUAUUCUAAAAUAACAUUGAAGUUGGUUUUUUUUUUAAAAAAAAAAGAAGAUUAAGUUUUGUU
This is a messenger RNA of Schistosoma mattheei, 4656 nucleotides long. Lineage: Eukaryota; Metazoa; Platyhelminthes; Trematoda; Strigeidida; Schistosomatidae. The record is from the annotation of a GenBank genome assembly.